AUAUAAACAACGUUUAUAUACAAACAUUAAUAAUUAUCAGUAAGUUUCAUUUUGCUCGUCGAUCCGCAAUCAAUUAUAAAUCAUGAAGUUACUGGUGUUAUUGGUUGUUCUUGCUUAUUCUGCUACGGCAAGAAUUAUUGACGAAAACUGUGAUGGAAUUAUUGUUCAUAAUAUUAACCAUAUCAAAGAAGUAUUAAAAGAAAACAUAGACAGUCCCUAUCAAUUAGCCAUCGAUUAUGACACAAAUAUGCUAUUUUUUAGCUAUUCCAGUUACGAUAAUGUUUCAAAGUUCAUUUCAGCAUAUAUUAAUUUAAAAACCAAUGAAUUCCAAAUAAUUAAUGGUAUUAAUGGCGGCUUUGCUAAUGGAGUUGAUGGUCGGAGUAACACGGUGUACAUAGGAGGAAACGAUGGAAUAUAUAAAUUUGAUUUUGAAAGCAAGAGAGCGCAACAUAUUGAUGGAACUACUCAUAAUAUAUGGCAAAUGUUCUUUAAAAAUGAUUUAUAUUAUACAAAUUAUCCACAAGAAAAUGUUUAUGUAUACAAAGAUGGCGAGUCCGAAAGGGUUCCCGAACUACUUGAAACAAAAGCUAUGCUAGUUGCUAUUGACAACAAUGACAAUAUAUAUUAUUCUAAUUCAUCGGGCCUCUUUGUCCAUAAGAAGGCGAAGAAUUAUGUAUCUUACUUGGGCGAUUACAAUCUAAACGGUAUAACAAGUGACAUUUCGGGUAAUUUAUUCUUCUCUACGCCCGAUGGUAUAUACUCUAUCGAUGAUAAAAGUAAAAGGAUAGAAAAACUAGCUACAAUAACAAAUAUUUACGGAGUGGCCGUGGAAAGCGACGGAAAUAUAAUAUACGCGUCGCAAGACAGUAUCGUGAGACUGAAACCAACCAAAACGCACUGCUUUGUCAAUGAAAAAUCCGGAGAAGCGUUUUAAAUUACAUAUUUAAUGGAAUUGACAGCGUGCAUUUAUGUAUUAAGGUAUCUGCAUCAUGGUUUACGACAUUACUGUAUACUCAAGUCAUUUGUUUCAUCUGAUAUUAAUAUUAUAUUAUUUAAAAACUUUUAAAUAGGGUUUUAUGAAAUAAAAUACUUUAGCAACGAUUAAUUUACGAAAUAUUUAUUUUCUUAAGACUUUCGGACUAUUCUCCAAUGCUUUGUUCAGUUUUAUCGUUUUAUUUCUCUUUAUACAAUUAUGCUAUUUACGUUGCUGGUAAAUUAAAAUGUUAGCAAGUAAUUUUAUUUGUUGUAACUAAAUAAUAUAUAUAAAUAGUAUAAGAGAUUAUGUGUUAUAGCGCCAUCUAGUGGCGUGAGUGAGUGAACAAUAGUGAUUGUACAAAAAAAUAAAAUCAAUUAAAAAAUGUAUAUAAGUACCAACUUACACGAUAUAAUCGCUCAAACGGUGUUGAUUUAAAAGUCUAUUAAUCUCAAGCAGAUCCUUUAAUUAUAAAUAGCUCUAAUAUUUUUACAUAAAUUAUUUAAAAUUGAAAUUACAUUAAAUUGAUAUGAACUAUUCUAUGCAUCUUUUAAAGUAGAUUGUUAAUAAACAUAAUCUCACAAUAAUAUUAUUUAAUACUUAUAAAACUUUAAUAAUUAUAUUCGCAUUAUUUAUAAUAAAGAUGUUGUGUUGUAUCUACAUGACGUAUUAUAGAUAAAGAAUACAUUGAAAUGUUAGCAAAAUAUUGCUUUUAUUUUUUAUCUCAUUUUGUUAUUAGCUUGCAAAGCUGGUUUACUGGAUAUUACUAAACAAAGAAAUUCCUAAGGGGAAUCGCGAUGCUUCUGUUGAGAGCUUAUAUUCCUUAUAAUCACGUAGUGACAUUAUACUAUAGAACUCGAGCUGUAAGUUUAUGAGCGUUAAAACUUCACCUUUUAUAAAUGAAGUUAACUUAAGCUACACUCCAUUAUUAUAUUAUAUUUAUUACAACUGGUCUAAUUGAAAUACAAUACAUCUGUUGGAAAGAA
Molecule: messenger RNA, 1959 nt
Organism: Vanessa atalanta (red admiral)
Lineage: Eukaryota; Metazoa; Arthropoda; Insecta; Lepidoptera; Nymphalidae
Product: ommochrome-binding protein-like
Exons: 2
Coding region: 83-934 (283 amino acids)
Molecular function (GO): protein binding
Source: RefSeq, a predicted model, not a curated record